Molecule: messenger RNA, 408 nt
Organism: Symbiodinium pilosum
Lineage: Eukaryota; Dinophyceae; Suessiales; Symbiodiniaceae
Source: the annotation of a GenBank genome assembly
GCCGACCCAGCUGAGAAGCCAAACAACAAGGAUGGUCGACCGAAGAAGGUCAAGCCAGAUGUUGACAGCAGCGCUGGCAAUCGCAAAAGGAGCAAGGGGGCAGCGAAUGCUGCUGAGAACGAGCCAGAUAAGCCCAAGGCCAAGCAGACCAAGGCCAUGACGGAAGCGAAAACCUCGGAAGCCCCGAGCACCAGAGUCAGUCAGAAGCGCAAGGCUGAUGCGAGCACGGGCGCAGAUUUGCAGAUCAAGCGCCAGGGUGCCAAGCAUGAUGAGAAGGACUUCCCCCGGUACAGGCCAUGCAAGGAUAGCUGGAUGCAGCGACUUUGGGAUGGAUCAGUGCUGGCCUUCAAAGACAUCAUCACCCCGCAGAUGGCACCCGGCCAGAAAACCAAGCUCGAGGCUAUUUAG